Molecule: messenger RNA, 1269 nt
Organism: Bufo bufo (common toad)
Lineage: Eukaryota; Metazoa; Chordata; Amphibia; Anura; Bufonidae
Gene: GJA3
Product: gap junction protein alpha 3
Exons: 1
Coding region: 1-1269 (422 amino acids)
Biological process (GO): visual perception; cell communication
Cellular component (GO): gap junction; connexin complex
Molecular function (GO): gap junction channel activity
Source: RefSeq, a predicted model, not a curated record
AUGGGUGACUGGAGUUUUCUGGGAAGACUAUUAGAAAAUGCACAAGAACACUCCACGGUCAUUGGAAAGGUCUGGUUGACAGUGUUGUUUAUCUUCCGGAUCCUGGUACUAGGAGCAGCAGCAGAAGAAGUGUGGGGAGAUGAGCAGUCUGACUUUACUUGUAACACCCAGCAACCAGGUUGUGAGAAUGUCUGCUAUGACAAAGCCUUCCCCAUAUCUCACAUUAGAUUUUGGGUGCUCCAGAUUAUCUUUGUGUCCACCCCCACACUCAUUUAUCUGGGCCAUGUCCUGCACAUUGUGCGGAUGGAAGAAAAGAAAAAAGAGAAAGAGGAAGAUCUUAAGAAAUGUAUUAAAGGUAAAGAUGAGAAGGACUUUCUCCUCAGGAAGGGAGGUGAGAAGAAAGAAAAACCCCCUAUCAGAGAUGAAAGGGGAAAAAUAAGAAUAGGAGGUGCCCUCCUCCGCACCUAUGUCUUCAAUAUUAUUUUUAAGACUCUGUUUGAGAUUGGCUUUAUUGUAGGACAGUACUUCCUGUAUGGUUUUGAGCUAAAGCCUCUUUAUCGUUGCAGCCGUUGGCCUUGCCCCAAUACGGUGGACUGUUUCAUCUCCAGGCCAACAGAGAAGACUAUUUUCAUCAUAUUUAUGCUUGUAGUGGCGUGUGUAUCUCUUUUGCUCAAUAUGUUAGAGAUCUAUCACUUGGGGUGGAAGAAACUCAGGCAAGGUAUGACUAACCAAUAUAUCGUUGACCCUGCUUGCAAUAAAGCAGAUCCUCGUAGCCCAGUCCCGCGAACUGCCCCUCCAAGCAUGGCAUUUCCACCAUAUUAUACUGAUGCAGCUGCUGCCCCUGCUCCAACCGUGCAACAUUUAUAUGCUAGAUCUCCACUUUCUGAUUUCAAAAUAGCGUCUCUUGCAGAAGAGGCUAUAGACCCAUCCUAUUUCAGUGGCCACCUUGACCACGAUGAGUCAGCCAAUGAACAGAACUGGUCCAACCUAACAGCGGAGCGGGAGAGAAAACAUGGAUCGAGCAGUGCCAGUGCGUGCAGUGCAACUACUUCUGCACCAAGCAGCGGGAGAAAUGAGGGCAUGAGCGAUGAGGGGGUGACUCCAGUGGUCGACAGAAGUGGAAGCAACACAAGGUCAUAUGUAGAUGAUAAACCAGUCACUACCACUGUAGAGAUGCACCAGCCUCCAGUGUUGAUAGACACAAGGAGGCUCAGCAGAGCUAGCAAGUCCAGCAGUAGCAGAGCUAGGUCAGAUGACUUAGCAGUGUAG